AUGUCUCACGGAAAGCAAUUCACGCUCUACAGCCACAAGAUGGGUCCCAACGGAUGGAAGGUCGCCAUGGUCCUCGAGGAGCUCGGACUCACCUACGAGUCCAUCUACCUCGACUUCUUCAAGGGCGAACAGAAGGCGCCCGCGUACACCCAGUACAACCCCAACGGUCGCACCCCGACACUCAUCGACCAUCACAACGGCGACCUGACGAUCUGGGAGUCGGGAGCGAUCAUCCUCUACCUCGCGGACAAGUACGACCAGGAGGGCAAGCUGUCGCCCGCCCAGGAUGACGAGCUCGGCCGCCACGAGCUGUCCCAGUGGCUCUUCUUCCAGGCGUCCGGACAAGGGCCGUACUUCGGCCAGCUUCGCUGGUUCCAGCGUCGGCACCCAGAGAAGCUCCCGUCGGCGAUCACUCGCUACCAGAACGAGGUCAUCCGGGUGUUCGGCGUGCUCGAAAGCGUGCUGUCGAAGCAGGCGUGGCUGCUCGGCGACAAGUGCACCGUCGCGGACAUCUCGUUCGUGAUCUGGAACCAGCCCGUCGUUGCGCUCGGUUUGCUCUCGGACGUUGAGGGGAUGGACGUGCCGACGAAGUUCCCCGCGUUCUACGCAUGGCAUCAGAAGCUGGUCGCCCGCGAGGCGGUGAAGAAGAUCCUCGAGCGCAGCUCUGAGAAUGCGUUGGCGCAAGUCGAGUCAAAACAUUAG
This is a messenger RNA of Epithele typhae, 702 nucleotides long. Its product is annotated as glutathione S-transferase C-terminal-like protein. The record is from RefSeq and is a predicted model, not a curated record. The coding region runs from base 1 to 702 and encodes 233 amino acids. Lineage: Eukaryota; Fungi; Basidiomycota; Agaricomycetes; Polyporales; Epitheliaceae. The transcript is spliced from 5 exons.